ACUUCAUAGUUCAUUCAUUCAUUCAUCUACCCAUGAUCAUCCUCUCUCUCUCUCUCUCUCUCUCUCUCUCUCUCUCUAGAUUUAUAGUACCAAGUAGGAGUACUACUUAACAAAAAUGGUGCAACCAACUAAGUUCAGAGGUGUCAGGCAACGCCAGUGGGGUUCUUGGGUCUCCGAAAUCCGCCACCCAUUACUGAAGAGGAGGAUUUGGCUAGGCACAUUUGAGACGGCUGAGGCAGCUGCAAAGGCAUAUGACCAAGCAGCCAUAUUGAUGAAUGGACAAACUGCCAAAACAAAUUUCCCACCAAGCAAGGACUUAGGUGACAAAAAGCCCAUCGAAGAAAGCCCAAGCCCAACAAUGUCAGAUAUCCUCACUGCAAAGCUUAAAAAAUGCUGCAAGGGCCCAUCCCCUUCCCUUACUUGCUUGAGGCUUGACCCAGACAAUUCACACAUCGGAGUCUGGCAGAAGCGGGCCGGGCCGAGUUCGGGCUCGAGCUGGGUCAUGAGGUUCCAGUUGGGGAAGAGAGAAAAGAAGACUGAAGAAAGACUGGAUGGCGUGUCGUCCCCGGACUCGUCAUCGGUGAGAUCUCAAGUGGAGAGUGGUGGUGGUGGUGUUGAUGAAGAGAAUAGAGUUGCCAUGCAAAUGAUUGAAGAACUCCUUAGUUGGAAUUAUCCAAUAAUGCCUUCUUCUUCACCACCAAAUGGAAUUGAGGGAGGAAAUAAUUCCUACCCCUUUUAGCAAAUACUAUAAGAUAAGAGACUAGGGCUCUCCUCUGUAGAUGGCUCCCUUUUUCUACCGAUUUGUACAGUUGCCAAUCAUAAGAGAAAAUGAUGCAUUAGUUACCAA
Rhododendron vialii is the source of this 847-nucleotide messenger RNA. Its product is annotated as ethylene-responsive transcription factor SHINE 2-like. Gene Ontology annotation, biological process: regulation of DNA-templated transcription. NCBI's taxonomy places the organism in Eukaryota, Viridiplantae, Streptophyta, Magnoliopsida, Ericales, Ericaceae. The coding region runs from base 116 to 739 and encodes 207 amino acids. The transcript is spliced from 2 exons. The record is from RefSeq and is a predicted model, not a curated record. Gene Ontology annotation, molecular function: DNA-binding transcription factor activity; DNA binding.